Helianthus annuus (common sunflower) is the source of this 900-nucleotide messenger RNA. RefSeq lists its product as uncharacterized. Lineage: Eukaryota; Viridiplantae; Streptophyta; Magnoliopsida; Asterales; Asteraceae. The coding region runs from base 1 to 900 and encodes 299 amino acids. The transcript has a single exon. The record is from RefSeq and is a predicted model, not a curated record.
AUGAUGAACUCAGAUGGAUUCUUUUUCUUCAAAUUUGAUUCGAAAGAUGGUAUGAUGAAAGUUUUGGAAGGAGGGCCAUGGCUUAUACGUAAAAUCCCUUUAUUUUUGAAUGUGUGGUCGCCUAAGGUUAGUCUUAAGAAAGAUGGGAUUAAAUCUGUUCCUGUGUGGGUAAAAUUGCACAAUGUUCCAAUUACAGUGUACACGGGAGAUGGUUUGAGUCUGCUAGCAUCUAAACUAGGGGUUCCAAAAAGAUUGGAUUCUUACACGGCUGAUAUGUGUGCUGAGAAUUGGGGUAGGAGUAGUUAUGCUCGAGCUAUGAUUGAAGUCAGUGCGGACAAAGAACUUAAAGACCAUGUUGUGCUUGCUAUUCCAAAGAUGGAUGAGGAGGGGUAUAUAACUGAACGUGUAAAGGUUGAAUAUGAAUGGAAACCCCUUCGGUGUGCGACAUGUUGUUUGUUUGGGCAUGAUGAGAAUACGUGCAGUAAGGUGGAUAGGGGUAAAUCCAAGCAGGUAGUCGUUGAUGAUGAAGGUUUUGUCACGGAUAGGAGGAGGGUAGCGAAGCAUUCUUUUCCGCAAAAGAAACAAAAACCUAAAGUGAUUUAUCGACCGAAGUUGAAUAAGAAUGGGGCAAGUACUUCCGGAACCAAAAAAGAUGACGGUAAUGAGCCUAAUGAUCCGCAAACGGUUAAGCUGGUGAAUUCGUUUGAGGCGUUAGCAGAUGAAGGUGAUGGCAACGGGGUAAAGAGUGAUAGCACUCAACUUCCAGAAAAUAUUUAUGAUCAUGUGGAUGAGGUUUUAGAAGUUAACCCAACUGAGAUGGCUAAUUUCAUGGGUAGAAAUGUCACUAAUGAUCGGUCUGAGGGGGCAAGCACUCCCGGUGAUGCGGUUUUCAAUGGAUAG